CCCAACCACCCUUUUCUACUGAAUUCGCCGGCACUCUUCAUUCUUCGUUGCGACAGCCCCCCGCACACCCACUUGCGCUAGCAGCCAAGUCAGCCCACUCUGCCACGGACAGCCUUUGGACCCGAGGACCACGCCAUGUCCGAGUACAGCUAUGCACCGCGCCGGGACCACCGCACCCGCGAGCCCGAGUACGUGACGGAGACGACGUACAUUGAGCGCGGCGGCCGGGGCGCCCCCGUGCGCGACCUCGUCUACCGCCCGCGUGACGACAGCAUCGAGGACAUCCCGCGCGACUUCCCCCCCGGCACCGAGUACCGCCAGACCAAGUACCGCGAAGAGUAUGUUCCUCCCCGUCGCACGCGCUCGGCGAACCGCGGCUAUGACGACGACCUGGCCUACGGUCGCAGCGAUCGCGGACGUCGCCCUCCUGGCCGCGGCGGCUAUGACGACUACGACGACUACCCUCCUGAGCGCCCCAAGCCCUCGCGCCGCAAGUCCAUCGUCGACAACAUCAAGGAGUUCGGCGAGGCGGCUGGCCUGGGAGGCGUCAUCGGCGCCGUCACGGGCCGCAAAGGCUCGCGCUCCCGCUCUCGCUCGCGCCAUCGACGAGACGACCGUGGCUACGACAGCGAGAAGUACGGGCGCUACGACGACCAUCGGAGCAGCCGCUACGACUCACGCUCACGCAGUCGCAGCCGCGGCGGUCGCAACAAGGAGAAGUCGGACAAGUGGCAGCAGGCCGCCAAGGCCGCCGUCGUCGCUGGUGCUGUCGAGGCUUUCCGCAGCCGCAACGAGACCGGUCCCUGGACGGGUGCAAAGGGCCAGCGGAUAGCGACUGCCGCUCUGGGUGCUGCUGGCAUCAACAGUCUCGUCGACAGAGACCCAGAAGUGCACGAGAAGCGCCACGUCGCCGAGUCCGCCCUGGGUGGUCUCCUCGCCAACCGAGCUGUCCACGGCGCCCGUUCUCAGUCCCGCGGUCGCGACAGCCGCGACGGCUCGAGGUCUCCGUCUCGCACCCGCGCCCGCUCUCGCUCCAUCUUUGGCCGCUCUCGCUCCCGUGGACGCUCCAAGUCCCACUCCCGCGACCGCUCCCAGGAUGGCCGAGGAAACGGCCUCGCCAAGGUCGCCGGUACCGGAGCCGUCAUCGCCGCAGGCAAGGCUCUCUACGACCGCGUGCGCUCAAAGUCCCGCUCCAGGCGUGAGCGCUCGCGCUCGUCCAGUGCAGACAGCUACGUACCAUCUCGGAGGAGCCGCCGCUCGCAAAGCCGCGGCCGCAACUAGCCGCAGGAGGCGGAGCGGGUGCAAUGGCGCUGGCCUCUUCUGGUGGAAGACAGCGUGGGCGGGGAGUCAGUAGCGACUCUGAGUCGUCUACGGACAUGGAAAAUCAGCGCAAG
Dothidotthia symphoricarpi CBS 119687 is the source of this 1394-nucleotide messenger RNA. RefSeq lists its product as uncharacterized. NCBI's taxonomy places the organism in Eukaryota, Fungi, Ascomycota, Dothideomycetes, Pleosporales, Dothidotthiaceae. Bases 136 to 1281 code for a protein of 381 amino acids. The record is from RefSeq and is a predicted model, not a curated record. The transcript is spliced from 3 exons.